Odontomachus brunneus is the source of this 2809-nucleotide messenger RNA. Its product is annotated as solute carrier family 41 member 1-like. The record is from RefSeq and is a predicted model, not a curated record. NCBI's taxonomy places the organism in Eukaryota, Metazoa, Arthropoda, Insecta, Hymenoptera, Formicidae. Gene Ontology annotation, biological process: monoatomic cation transport. Gene Ontology annotation, cellular component: plasma membrane. The transcript is spliced from 7 exons. Gene Ontology annotation, molecular function: monoatomic cation transmembrane transporter activity. The coding region runs from base 184 to 1725 and encodes 513 amino acids.
GCUCGUGGAGGUUCAGAGGGAUUGGCCAGAAAGUUGUCAAAAUACUUCGAGAAAGUAAUUCAAGCAUCCAGAAUAUUACUGACGGAAGCCACGCUUAUGGUCGGCCGAUGGAGGAGCACGCGAAGAAAGAUUGCUGCGUAUUCGAGUACUCGUCGGUGAUCCACGAGAAGGAAGCUAACGAUAAUGUACCAUGCGAAGACGCAAGAUUACCCUAAACAAAACAAAAUCCGUCACAGAAAACCAGAAAAGAUCUCGCCGCCUGAUAAAAUGGUGGGAUUAGGCAAUGAAGAAUUAUUUGUUUCAAAUAUCGCCGAUACCCCUAUGGAGUUGGAGAUCAGCUCCGAGGAUGAGGGUGAAGGCGGAGGUGAUAUGCAGCGAUUGAUACCAUCGCCAGUCGGCAUUGUCUUUGUCGAUCCGGGCAGCAAAAAGGAUGAUCUGAGAAGGAGCGAGCCGGAAAACGUAGUGGACGAUGAAAGUGUCUGGUCUAUCUCCAUUCAGAUGUUCAUACCUUUCCUGCUCGCCGGUUUCGGCAUGGUGGCUGCUAGCUUGCUGUUAGACGUAGUGCAGCACUGGCCAGUAUAUCAGGUGGUAUCGGAAGUGUAUAUAUUAGUUCCUGCACUAUUGGGUCUGAAAGGAAAUCUGGAGAUGACGUUAGCCUCCAGAUUGUCGACCCAAGCUAAUUUAGGUCAAAUGGACACGAAGAAACAGAAGUGGACGUUGAUCGUCGGUAACUUGGCCUUAAUCCAGUGCCAGGCUAUGGUGGUGGGUCUGCUGGCAUCGUUGGCUGCCAUCGUCCUCGGCUGGGUCCCUGAGGCUCAUUUCGAUAUGCACCACGGGCUUCUGCUGUGCGCCAGCGCCUUGAUCACUGCCUCCGUAGCCAGUUUCCUGCUAGGCCUCGUGAUGGUCGCGGUAAUACUACUGUCGCGGCAAAUGAACAUCAAUCCCGACAACGUCGCUACUCCAAUCGCGGCCUCCUUAGGCGACUUAACUACUUUAGCUCUUUUAUCGUGGAUCGCUUCUCUGUUAUACGAUGCGAUAGGUAACGCUCCAUGGAUAGCACCGCUAUUAAUAAUAUUUUGUGUAUUGGCAACUCCUGUAUGGGGUUACAUAGCAGCCAGGAAUCCAUUCACUAAAGAAGUUUUGGAUACCGGCUGGACGCCUGUGAUAUCCGCGAUGUUGAUUAGCAGUCUCGGUGGACUGAUCUUGGAUUAUACCAUAUCGAGUUACAAGGGCAUAGCGGUUUUCCAAUUAGUGAUUAAUGGUGUCGGAGGGAAUUUAGUCGCUGUUCAGGCCAGUAGAAUAUCAACAUCUUUACAUAAGGACUGCCAAACGGGUGUUAAAACAACACCCAAUGUUUGCAUCAGUCCAUUCCACGCGUUCUUUGCUAAAGGAGGACAUGCAAGAACAGCUAGAGUGUUGCUAAUGAUGGUGAUACCAGGGCAUUUGAUUUUUAGUUAUACCAUUAGUUAUAUUCAAGCAGGCCAUACCUCCUUCACGCCUAUAUUUAUUACGAUAUAUUUGAUCGCUGCAAUGUUACAAGUAAUUUUAUUGUUAUAUAUUGCACAAUUGAUGGUUGUUUGGAUGUGGACAAGGGGUAUGGACCCUGACAGUUCCGCGAUACCAUAUCUAACAGCGGCUGGCGACCUAAUAGGAACUGCCCUCCUUGGAAUUGCCUUCCACAUUCUUUAUGCCAUAGGCGACGGCGAUUCUGACGUAGGAGAUUGAUCGCUCCGAAAAUUUGUAUAAUGUUCUGAACCUUCCCUGAUCACAAUUUUCGAAAGUAAGUAAGUACACGACUGUAAUCAGAAACUUAAUGUGAAGUCAUAAAGUUCGCACGGUAGCGACUAUGAUUCAGUAUUACUGGUUUCAAUUCCAGUAAGUUUUGCUUUUAAUUUUUCAAAACUCCCGUCCCCUCGUCCCUCUAUAUCUCUUUGGAAAAAUAUGUUAAGAGAGUACAAAUUAAAUUAAUUGUAUAUUAUAUAAAAGUACAGUGUACGCGCAAAAAAGAUGCAGUAUUCCUCAAUAGUUUUGCUUUAUUAAUAGUUAUUUAAUUACGAUGAUAUAAAUUACGAUAAAUCCAAAAAUUAAUAUAUACCCCAAGAAAUGUGUAGCCUAUUGUAAAUAAGUGCAUCUUACUACAUCUCGUGUUAUACGUUGACCAAAUACGUGCAUUGCCAUAAUAAGAUAUUUUUUUAAUAUUCGAGCAGAGAGACAAGCUAGUAAAUUUUCUCGACAUAUAUAUUCACGACAUUUAUAAUAUAAAUUAGUAAUAAUUUCUUUUAAUGUACAUCGACAUCAUCAUACUAUAAAUAGCACUUUGUAUUAUAACAUUUUUUAUUUGGUCAUUUUUGUGCUAAAAUACUUAUGUAAAAACUGAUAAUAAUUUAGACGCGUUUGAAAUAUGUACGAAAUAUGCAGAUGCAUACAAGAAUGCACAUGUUAAUUAUGUGCAUAUCACAUUAAUUAAAUAAUAAAGGAAAAUUUUGUACACUGUUUUUUUAUAUAAGCACUUAUAUUUGUCAACUUUAUAUGUCUUGUGUCACGUCACAUUUGAUACGAUAGUUUUAAAUGAGUUAUAACAUGUUACAUUUAAAUUUUGAUGAAUUUUAUCACGACAUGCAUUUUGAGGCUCUUUUACUAUAAAAGAAUAAACUUUUUGAGCAAUAUACUAUAUCUAAACAAUGCAAGAAAUAAAUUUAUUCUGUACUAUAUUAUAAAAAGGAAAAUCUCACGCUGUUGUGAGUCGCAUGUGUGUAAUAAUUCAUUUUUCGAAUUUUCUAGUAGAGAAAAUAUACAAGAAGAAGAAGAA